Messenger RNA from Oryzias melastigma (Indian medaka), 1688 nucleotides. Its product is annotated as cytokine inducible SH2-containing protein. Bases 573 to 1256 code for a protein of 227 amino acids. Gene Ontology annotation, molecular function: 1-phosphatidylinositol-3-kinase regulator activity. The transcript is spliced from 3 exons. Gene Ontology annotation, cellular component: phosphatidylinositol 3-kinase complex. Lineage: Eukaryota; Metazoa; Chordata; Actinopteri; Beloniformes; Adrianichthyidae. Gene Ontology annotation, biological process: phosphatidylinositol phosphate biosynthetic process; intracellular signal transduction. The record is from RefSeq and is a predicted model, not a curated record.
AGCGCCGCGCGGCGAUUCGGCGAAGGAGUAAAAGACGACGGAGCCGGAGAGAAGAGGCGAGGAGCGGAGAGACGACGCGGACGGCCACCCGAGAGUCCGAACCGGAGGGGGUUUAGCGCCGAGAGUCCGAGACAGCCGGGCAGGACGAGCCGCCGAGCGCAGGCGACCCGCGGAAGAGGAGCUCGCGCGGCCGCGGUGACGUCACGGCCGUUAAAGAGUUCUCAGAAUAGACUUCUAGGAAACGGAGCGUUUUAAAAGCCAAGCCUUUACUCUCUGCCUUUCACACAUUUGGAUCCCGUUCCUGCGACAACACACUCCGAAGCGCCUCUCAAGAAAACUUCACUUUUAUUCUUUUUUCUACAUAUUUCUACCCACCUACCUACCUACCUAUAGGUGACCUUUUGUUUUAUUGUGGGAGGAGGAGCAGAUCCUGCUCGGGCUUUGUUUCGCUGUCAGUCCACCUAGUUAGAGCAAAUAUGCUCCAAGUCGCUUCAGUUUUCUAGCAAACGCAGAGAAUUCUUGUUGUUUUUCUACUAAAAUCUCAUCGGAUCCAAGCAGGAGGAUUUAAUAGUAUGAUUCUUUGUGUUCCCGGUCCCAGCGCCCUCUUGCCUGCUGCUCCAUCAUCUGAAGCCCGGUGGGGCAUGCGAACAGGAACUGUACCUCCUACCCCUUGCCUUCAGAGCACCCCUCCAAAAUGGGACCCCACCAAAGAUCUGCGUGCAAUCGCCAGCAACUUCUGCUACCUGGAAAAUUCAGGAUGGUACUGGGGAGCGGUAACGGCGGCUCAGGCACACGCAGCGCUUCAGGACGCGUCAGAGGGAGCCUUUUUGGUACGGGACAGCAGCCACCCUCUGUACAUGCUGACGCUGUCGGUCAGGACUGCACGUGGACCCACCAGCAUACGGAUCCAGUACAGCGGAGCAAAGUUCCAGCUGGAUUCCAGCACCCAGGCUCGGCCCUGCCUCUCAUCCUUCCCCAGCGUGCCCAGCUUGGUGCAGCACUACAUGAGGGCGGAGAGGACAGCUGAGGAGGGGCAGGUGGAGGACGAGGCUCCCUCCAAGCCCUGUCACAACAGCACCUUCGAGGAGACGUCUCUGGUACUGAAACUGAGGUCGGCCGUGUACAAGCCUCAAGGCCUCCCCUCCUUACAGCACCUCACGCGGCUCGUCAUCAACAGACACACCGACUGCCCUGACCAGUUACCACUCCCAAGGCCUCUACUGCGCUACUUACAGGAGUAUCCCUUCAAGGUAUGAGAGGGGGGCAGGGGGGGUCUGUGAAAUCGAUCCCUGUGGCUGAAGCUUAUUUCAACUUUCAAAAGACACUGUGGAGCAGGCCUUUCAUGCCUGUGGAGGCCAGUCACAAAAGCAAGUGCAAAUUCAACUCAGACUGACGCGUCUGGUUUUCAGACCUAAAACUGGCAGACGGACGGAGAGGAAUCUCACAGAAGACGACUUGCUUGCAAGAGAAACACAGUACUGUAAUCAACACUUACUCUGAGAUAGAUGUUGAAGUUUUUUUUUCUAAUCUUGCUAGUUCUGGAUGUAAAUACUGUUCCUGCGGAGGGGAAAUAACUAAUUCCACUGAUGACUUCUUUUAUGCCAUUUUAUUAUUUUUUUUUUCAGCAAAAAUUUUUUGUAACUUUUACAUGUGUACACUUUUUUUUAUUAAAAAAUAAACAACUGGAA